Messenger RNA from Trichophyton rubrum CBS 118892, 2685 nucleotides. RefSeq lists its product as uncharacterized. The coding region runs from base 1 to 2685 and encodes 894 amino acids. The transcript has 6 exons. Lineage: Eukaryota; Fungi; Ascomycota; Eurotiomycetes; Onygenales; Arthrodermataceae. The record is from RefSeq and is a predicted model, not a curated record. Gene Ontology annotation, molecular function: protein binding; RNA binding.
AUGCCUUUUACUCCCAUGCCAAAGGUGCCGGAUAUUUACCUCCGAAACUGCAAUAUUAACGAUACACCUGCUGAGCAGUAUUUUGAACCCGUGCCUCUGGCCCAGCGCCCUGGGUUCAAUACCACCGGCAAGGAAAUAGCCUUGUCCGCGAACUUUUACCCCAUCCUUGAGUAUCCAAAGAAGAACGUUUACCAAUAUGACGUAAUGAUUGGAAACGGCGCCGAGAAGCGUAUUGUUAUGCAAAAGGUCUGGGACUCAAAGACUCGCAAGAGCAAACUUUCUCGUGACUUCAUUUUUGAUGGAAGCAAGCUUGCCUGGUCUAUGACCAAGCUCGACAAAGAUGCCAACUUUGUUGUCGAUCUUGACGCAGAGCAGGGACGCCCCCCAUCCAAGAACUCGAAUGCUUUCCGCUUGGUUGUUAGAUACACCAAGACGAUUUCAUUGCAGACUUUGGCAUCGGCAAUUCGCGGAGACAUUAGUCAAGACAAAGAGACAACUCAAUGUCUUACCUUUUUCAAUCAUCUGCUACGCGAAACCCCUAGCCAGAGAUUCAUAGCUAUUAAGUCUUCGUUCUUUUCUGACAAUAGCCCCCAGAUGUCUGUUGGUUGUGGCGUUCAUGCCUACAAAGGAAUCUUUCAAGCCAUACGGGUUGUUCAGCCUGGAUCUCUCGCUGUCAAUGUGGACGUUUCAAACGCCUGCUUUUGGUCACGUAACCAAUUGCUCGUAUCCGCUGUCCAGGUCCUUGAACUUCGCGAUCCUCAGCAGCUUAUCUACAACUGCAAACCCGAGAAAGAUGAUUUUGGAGGCCGAAAGGGCUCCAGAAAGUUCCAGCUCUUGGAUAGAAUGAGAAAACUCGUUGUCAGAGCUAACUAUCCAGGAUGCCCAUGCCCCGACAAAGAAUGGACCAUUAGAGAAUUCCUCUUGGCCAAUGCAAAGGAGUAUAAACUUGAGAUAAAGGACCAAGCAACCGGGAAAAUCAACUCCAUCUCUGUCUAUGACUAUUUUAAGAACCGAUACAACGUCACUUUGACAUACUGGGAGCUUCCGUUGGUCCAGAUGACUAAAAAGGACGUGGUAUACCCGAUGGAAGUUCUGGUGAUCUACAAGUCGCAAAAGUACCCCUUUAAACUCAAUGACUUGCAAACAUCAUCAAUGAUUAAGUUUGCAGUUACGCGGCCUGCAGAACGUCGCAAGGCAAUUGAAGAAUCAAAGAAGAAUCUGCAGCACCCAUCUGACCCAAUGCUUAAUGCUUACGGCAUGAAAAUCGGCGAUAAUAUGAUGAAGACCAGAGCACGUCUUAUGCCUAACCCUGAAAUCAUGUUUGGUGGAAACCAGAAAGUUAACCCAGGAACAAAUGGGCGCUGGGAUCUGAGAGGGAAGAAAUUCUACACAAAGAAUACAAAACCUCUAAAGUCUUGGGGUGUUGGUGUCUUCAAGGGCCGCAACCCAAUUAAUAUGGCUCAGGUUGAAGCAUUUUGUGAUGCUCUUGUUCGGGCUUAUCAAGGCCACGGCGGAGAUAUUGAGAGCCGCCGCCCCCUGAUCAUGGAAGUUGUUGCGGACCCUGCUAAGGCAGUCUUUGAAUUAUUCCACGCUACGGGUAACAAAUUCAACCUUCGCCCUGAACUAAUGAUAUUUGUCGUGGCAGAUAAACAAAGCUUCCAUUACCUGCGAAUCAAAAAGUCGUGUGAUUGCCGCUUUGGUGUCCCAUCGCAGGUUUUACAGGGCCAGCAGGUGGUUAAGUGCAAUGGUCAGUACAUUUCAAACGUACUGAUGAAAAUCAAUGCCAAAUUGGGUGGAACGACCGCGAGAGCAGUCUCAAAGCAGUGCAGUGGGCUUCCUCCAUUCACUAUGAUUAUUGGGGCAGAUGUCUCCCACUCUUCCCCGGGCAGUUUCUCGCCAUCUAUGGCUGCGAUGACCGUUUCCAUGGAUACAUUUGGUGGCAGAUACACUGCUGGAUGCGAAACCAACGGAGAGCGUGUAGAGCUUAUCAGUCAGGCUAAUAUCAAAUCCAUCCUGUCUCCAUUAAUUCGUGAGUGGGUUAUGACGGUUGGCAAAGGCAGCGUUCCGCAGAAGGUUUACUACUUCCGUGAUGGUCUUUCGAGCGGGCAGUUCCAGGCCUGUUUGCAGCAAGAGAUACCACAUAUCAAGGACAUCUUCAGCGAGAUUAUGGGUAGCGAGUGGCCCGGAAAGAUGACCAUUGUUGUGGCCUCUAAACGUCACCAUGUUCGUGCGUUCCCUGAGCCUAAUGACCGCAUGGCUGCCGACAAGAACGGAAACCCUCUCCCGGGCACUUUGGUUGAACGGGAUGUUACUGAUCCAUACAACUGGGAUUUCCUCAUUUACUCCCACAUUGCUUUGCAGGGCACCUCGCGCCCAGUACACUACCACGUUCUUGUUGAUGGCAUUGGACACAACCCGAAUCAACUCCAGAAUAUGAUUUACGACCACUGCUACCAGUAUAUGCGUUCUACAACCUCUGUCUCCUUAUUUCCGGCCGUCUACUACGCACAUCUUGCUUCAGCUCGCGCCCGUUCGCACGAGGAUGUGCCAGCCAGCUCUGGACCACAGUCUGGACCAGGAGUCAAGCAAGGUCAGGUCCGACAAGGACCCCGUGAGUCUGAUACUCCCCAACUGCUACCUAUGCCAAACAAUGACCGCAUCGGGUUCAAAGUGUGGUACAUUUAA